UGCAUUCCUUGAAUCUUCGCAGAAAAGACAAUUCUUUCAUCAGAGUUAGUAAUGUGGACAGUACAAAAUCGAGAGAGUUUGGGGCUUCUUUCUUUUCCCGUGAUGGUUGCCAUGGUUUGUUGUGCACACAGCUCCAAUGAACCCAGCAACAUGUCAUACGUGAAAGAGACGGUGGACCGACUGCUUAAAGGAUAUGACAUUCGCUUGCGGCCGGACUUCGGAGGGCCCCCGGUGGACGUCGGGAUGCGGAUCGAUGUCGCCAGCAUAGACAUGGUCUCGGAAGUGAACAUGGAUUAUACACUCACCAUGUAUUUCCAGCAGUCUUGGAAAGACAAGAGGCUUUCAUAUUCUGGAAUCCCAUUAAAUCUGACCCUCGACAACAGGGUAGCUGACCAACUCUGGGUACCAGACACCUACUUUCUCAAUGACAAGAAAUCAUUUGUGCAUGGGGUCACAGUGAAAAACCGAAUGAUAAGGCUGCAUCCUGAUGGAACUGUCCUCUAUGGACUACGGAUCACAACCACCGCAGCAUGCAUGAUGGAUCUUCGCAGAUAUCCUCUGGAUGAGCAGAACUGCACCCUGGAGAUUGAAAGUUAUGGCUACACCACCGACGACAUCGAGUUUUACUGGAAUGGAGGAGAGGGAGCAGUAACCGGGGUCAAUAAAAUCGAGCUUCCUCAGUUUUCAAUUGUUGACUACAAGAUGGUAUCCAAGAAGGUGGAGUUUACAACAGGGGCAUAUCCACGACUAUCGCUAAGUUUUCGUCUAAAGAGAAACAUCGGUUACUUCAUUUUACAGACCUACAUGCCUUCCACACUGAUUACAAUUCUGUCCUGGGUGUCAUUUUGGAUCAACUAUGAUGCAUCUGCAGCCAGAGUCGCACUAGGAAUUACCACGGUGCUGACAAUGACAACCAUCAGCACUCACCUCAGGGAGACUCUGCCAAAGAUUCCUUAUGUCAAAGCAAUUGAUAUCUACCUGAUGGGCUGUUUUGUGUUUGUGUUCCUGGCUCUGCUGGAAUAUGCCUUUGUAAAUUACAUUUUCUUUGGGAAAGGCCCUCAGAAGAAGGGAGCAAGCAAACAAGACCAGAGUGCCAAUGAAAAGAAUAAACUGGAGAUGAACAAAGUCCAGGUCGACGCCCAUGGCAAUAUUCUCCUCAGCACCCUGGAAAUCAGGAAUGAGACCAGCGGCUCCGAGGUGCUCACGGGUGUGAGUGACCCCAAGGCCACCAUGUACUCGUACGACAGUGCCAGCAUCCAGUACCGCAAGCCGCUGAGCAGCCGCGAGGGCUUCGGGCGCGGGCUGGACAGGCACGGGGUGCCUGGCAAGGGGCGCAUCCGCAGGCGCGCCUCGCAACUCAAAGUGAAGAUCCCUGACUUAACUGAUGUGAACUCCAUAGACAAGUGGUCCCGAAUGUUCUUCCCCAUCACCUUUUCUCUUUUUAAUGUCGUUUAUUGGCUUUACUAUGUACACUAA
Peromyscus eremicus (cactus mouse) is the source of this 1476-nucleotide messenger RNA. It is a transcript of the gene Gabrb1, whose product is annotated as gamma-aminobutyric acid type A receptor subunit beta1. The record is from RefSeq and is a predicted model, not a curated record. Bases 52 to 1476 code for a protein of 474 amino acids. Gene Ontology annotation, biological process: nervous system process; monoatomic ion transmembrane transport; chemical synaptic transmission. Gene Ontology annotation, molecular function: GABA-A receptor activity; neurotransmitter receptor activity; extracellular ligand-gated monoatomic ion channel activity. Gene Ontology annotation, cellular component: membrane; neuron projection; GABA-A receptor complex. Lineage: Eukaryota; Metazoa; Chordata; Mammalia; Rodentia; Cricetidae. The transcript has 9 exons.